AUGAGCGGGGCAGAGAGGCGAGAGCCCAUUGGCCAAUUGGAAGGCGUGGUGGGGGCGGGGCUUGGCGGCUCGGAAUCCAGGGCUUGGGGGGAGACAAGAUGGCGGCUGCGGGAGGGGGUCCUCGCUUCUCAGCUCCCCCGCUCACCCGCCUUCUCCUUCCCUGCCGCCGCCCUCGCUCCAGGAGAGAGCUUUCGCACCGCCCCCGCCCUGCUCGGAAAGCCCCCCGCUUCUCCGGUUUCCCCCCGUGCAGUCCCUGGUCCCCGUAGGCCCCGCGGCCCCCGCCCCCGCUCUGUCCGGCCCCGCUGCCGCCCCCAUUACCUCAGCCGCCUGCCCGGCCCCACCGUUCGGGGCCCCUGGGCGCGGGCGGGCCGGCCGCCGAGCAGGUCGGCGCGGCCCGGGAAGCGGAGCGCGGUCUCCUCCCGCGCCUGCCUCCGUGGCCUCCGCCGUGCCCCCUCCCGGCCCGCGCUGGGGCCCCGGCCCGGCCGCCGCCGCCGCUCCCGGGGGAGGAGGGGGAAUGGAGCCGCCGCUGCUGCCGCUGCCGCCACGGAGCCCGGCCGAGGGGAGGGAGGGAUCAGCCCCCAGGCAGGAUCCGCCCCUCCGGCCUCCCCCCGCCACCUCCACCCCUUCCCUCGCUCCCUCCCUGACUCUGCGGGCUCUCCCGCUGAACAGGAGCGAGAGCGCGAAAGAGGGGGAAACGGGAAAAAAAAUCCCCCCGCCCGUGCCCGGCGCGGCGGCGGUCGGGGCGGUGCGGAGAGGAGCGCGGAGGCGCCGCCGCCGCCGCCACGGGGCACCGUCCCCGGCUCGGCCUCACGGUGGCGGUGCGGGCGCGGCGGGGACACCGAGCAGAGACCGGGUCUGCACCCGCCGCGAUCCCUGCGCACGACGGCCCUGCCCGCCACGGGGCGAGCCCGACAAGAGGGCUGUGGACGUUUGGGUCUAGUUGGGAGAGACAGGGGUCCCUGACUCUUGAGCGGUCAGUCAUUUCCUCCCCAGUCCUUGUGGGUGACGUGGCUACGGUUUGGAGCAGCAAGCCCCCUCCCCGAACUAAGGGGCCUCUCCAAAGGUUAAGCCAGGGCAGUCAUUGAGGUCAAAACCGGUCUGUAGUUUCUUGGGUGCAGGUGCCUAUACGACUCCCAGAAAGUCGCUUCUCCCCCAACCCCCAUGCCCAGGACCUGAGGACAAAGGUCUAGCGAUUGUCCGUCCCCUCCCCCAGUGAGGACAGCCGGGAAAGACCUGCCUUUGUUGUGUACAGAUGAUAUCUCACUGUGUUAUCCAGACUGGACUCAAAUUUCUGGGCUCCAAUGAUCC
Piliocolobus tephrosceles (Ugandan red Colobus) is the source of this 1308-nucleotide messenger RNA. Its product is annotated as translation initiation factor IF-2-like. The record is from RefSeq and is a predicted model, not a curated record. NCBI's taxonomy places the organism in Eukaryota, Metazoa, Chordata, Mammalia, Primates, Cercopithecidae. Bases 1 to 963 code for a protein of 320 amino acids. The transcript has 3 exons.